ACAAAGCAAACCGUACACAGCACUUUUUCUCCAGUUUUUCAUAAUUAUUAUUUUAUUCUAUAACAUUGCGACCAAUUUGAUUUCAUAUUUUGUUUUCUUACGUGGCUAGCUAGCUGAUUUUUUAUUCGCUACCUUUGAACUGGCGGAAAAAGCUAGCUAUAUACUAGAGACAGCUGCUGUAGUAUCCUGACUAUGUAAAAUUUUUGCCAAGAUUUAGAAAAUGCUACAAAAGUUUUAAACGAAUAUGCUAAAAUCUGAAGGAAACGUUGAUUGUAACACUCGCCAGUCAUUUGAAAGACUUGUAAUAGAUAGUUAUAAAAAGGUUUUACCAGCUGAAUCUAAACUGUACAAACUUGGAUGUAAAAUAGGAGCUGGUACUUUCUCAACACUAUGGCUUGCUGAGUGUAAAAAAAGUGAUGAUCGAAAUCUGUAUGUUAUCAAGAAGUUAGAUGUUGACAAGCUCACAACAAAGGAUUUAAAAAACUUGCAGUAUGAGGUACAAUUGUCAAGUCAGUUAAAUCAUCCAUAUAUACUUGCAUUUUAUUCUUCUUUUGUUGCUGAUCAUGGCUGCAUAUGGACUGUAUAUCCGUUUUAUAAUUUUGGGUCGUGCCGUGACGUAAUUGCUUCUGAAUUCAAAAAUGGUUUACCUCUGUUGUUUGUUGGCAUGGUAUUAAGAUUUGUUGUGUUAGCGCUUCAAUACCUGCACCGGAUGGGAUUUCUCCACAGAGCCGUUAAUGCUAGUCAUAUUUUAUUAAAUUCCGAUAAUACCGUUUGUUUAUCGGGUCUUCGGCACUGUCUAAUGAUGCCAGAUGACGGAUCAAAUGCUCACGACUUUCCUGAUAAUGCCAUCCAAGUUCUACCCUGGGUGGCCCCAGAAGUUCUUCAACAGAACCUAACUGGAUACAAUGACCGUUCGGACAUCUACAGUCUUGGCAUCACUGCAGUUGAAUUGGUUACUGGAACCAUACCUUACAGCAAACUACGACCAACGGAGAUUUUACUGCAGAAGAUUCGCGGUGUUAUUCCGCAACUCCCAGAUAAAGCGACCAUUGAAGAAUUACAUGGCGAUUUCAGCAAUUCACAGUCGUCAUUGGAUGGUCUGCAACAAACCAACGAUAUGUUGUUCUCUCCACAAAUUACUGCAGCCCCUUCUAAGAAAGUCAGGAAUCUUCACCAGUUUGUCGAAGUUUGUUUACAAGCUGAUGCUAGUUCAAGGCCGUCAGCAAGUCAACUGAAACAGUCUUCUUACAUUAGAAAUGUGAAGAGAAAGAUGAAGGAUAAAGAUUGUCAGGCCUUCACAGAUUUGUUAAAACCGCUAACGCCUAUUAAUGAAUUCAUAAGCGACACUGAAAAUAAAGGAUUAGAGAAUGAGAUGGAAAUUUUAGAGAAAGUACCCAAUGUUACUCUAUGCGAUGAAACCAGGUGGAAUUUUUGAAUGGAGCAUGAUGCUAUCUCUCAAGUCGUGGAACGUUACAGAUAUCUGGCCCACCAGAGCAUGCCCGCGCUUUGCCGGUCGAUUGUCUUUGUGGUGAAAACAAAGUUUCGUGAGGAUCCAAUUUUUUGUUUGUAUCAAACAAUUUAUGUACAUUUUAUGAAAUUGUUAUUUGUUGUAUAUUUUAACAGAAUUGGAAAAAAAAAGAACCUUCACUCCAA
This is a messenger RNA of Hydractinia symbiolongicarpus, 1653 nucleotides long. RefSeq names its product STE20-related kinase adapter protein alpha-like. Gene Ontology annotation, molecular function: protein serine/threonine kinase activator activity; ATP binding; protein kinase activity. Bases 245 to 1435 code for a protein of 396 amino acids. Gene Ontology annotation, biological process: protein phosphorylation. NCBI's taxonomy places the organism in Eukaryota, Metazoa, Cnidaria, Hydrozoa, Anthoathecata, Hydractiniidae. The transcript has 13 exons. The record is from RefSeq and is a predicted model, not a curated record.